AUGGGAUUCUUGGAGAAUUUUGUUAAUCUAAUCUAUUCCGACAUUUCUUCAGUGUCGUUCCAAAUCCUUUUCAACGGGAGUCCUAGUCACUCUUUUAAUCCAGAAAGAGGACUCUGUCAAGGAGAUCCUUUAUCACCUUACCUGUUUAUUUUAUGUGCAGAUGUCUUUUCUGGUCUGAUUAAGGAGGCUGCUGGUAACCAAACCAUACACGAUAUUCGUGUAGCUAGAAGAGCGCCAUGUAUAUCUCAUUUAUUCUUUACGGAUGACAACAUUCUGUUCUCUAGAGCUAGCCCUAAGGAAUGUGAGAAAGUUCUUGAGAUCCUUGCCAAACACCAGAGAGUUUCGGGCCAGAUGAUCGCGACUUUGUGA
Messenger RNA from Vicia faba (fava bean), 369 nucleotides. The record is from the annotation of a GenBank genome assembly. NCBI's taxonomy places the organism in Eukaryota, Viridiplantae, Streptophyta, Magnoliopsida, Fabales, Fabaceae.